AUGCAGUCUCUGCGCGCGUCCACCUCGCAGCUCGUCGCCUGCGCCGCGUGCGCCCUCCCCUCGACCUCGCGCCGCACCUUCGCCUCGUCCGCCUCUCGCCUCGUCAGCGUCCCACGGACCGCGCGCAAGACCCCAACGAGCAAGCAGGUCAAGACGCUCAGCAAGCCACGCCCACUCGCCGUCGGCACGCCCCGGACCGAGCUCUUCACGGGCCUCACGAUGACCCCGGCCGUUCGGGGCAGGUCGUCGCUCGUCAACGAGGCGAGCGCGCGGGCGGUCGUCAAGGCGUGGGGAGUCGACCAGAUGGACGGCGUCACGGUUGUCGAGGCGUACGCAGGACCAGGAGGCUUGACGCGCGCGUUCCUCGAGCUGCCCAACGUCAAGCGGUCAAUCGCCGUCGAGGACGCGUACCGGUACCUGCCCCAACUGAAUGUCUUGAAGGAGCGGUACCCAGGCCGGUACGAGCACAUCCUCGAGGACCCGUUCCGGUGGGAGGCGUACACGGACGUCGAGGAGAAGGGCUUCUUCGAGGACGUCCCGACCGUGCCGUGGGAGGACUCGGUGCACCCGAAGCUGUUCUUCGCGGCACAGCUCCCGAGCUCGUCGUACGGGCAGCAGCUCUUCGUCCAGCUCGUGUCGGCCAUCGCAGGCCAGAUGUGGUACUUCCAGAAGGGGCGCAUGCAGAUGGGCUUCCUCGGACCCGAGGCGCUGUGGAAGAAGAUCCUCGCCAAGCCGGGCGACAGCGACUACCACAAGCUCGCCGUCCUGCUCAACUCGCUCGCCGUCAUCGAGCGCACGCCGACCCUGUCGGGCCUCCAGCCGGCGACGAUGCACUUCCACCGGCCGCGCGGCGACGUCGCCGUCGUGACGCCCAUCAAGGUGACGCCGAGGCCCAAGGCGCUCGUCAAGAACUACGACGCGCUCGAGUUUGUCACGCGCCACAUGUUUGUCGCCAAGGCGACGCCGUGGCACAAGGCUUUUGCCUCGAUCUCGCCCGGCGCCGGCAACCUCGUGCCCAAGCUCAUCGAGCUCGGUGUCGGCGCCGACAAGGUCGACAAGGCCGUGUCGCACCUGCAGAUGCACGAGUGGGUCAUUCUCGCCGACGUGUUCGACGCCUGGCCGUUCCGUCCGACGACGCUGUUCGACGACUUUGCGUGGACGCAAGACCGGAUCUGA
This is a messenger RNA of Rhodotorula graminis WP1, 1176 nucleotides long. RefSeq lists its product as uncharacterized. Gene Ontology annotation, biological process: rRNA methylation. Gene Ontology annotation, molecular function: rRNA (adenine-N6,N6-)-dimethyltransferase activity. The coding region runs from base 1 to 1176 and encodes 391 amino acids. The transcript is spliced from 7 exons. Gene Ontology annotation, cellular component: mitochondrial matrix. Lineage: Eukaryota; Fungi; Basidiomycota; Microbotryomycetes; Sporidiobolales; Sporidiobolaceae. The record is from RefSeq and is a predicted model, not a curated record.